UCUUGGAAACCGGUGAAUACUAAUACAAUUGCUAAAGUUGAUGAACAAUCAAACCGCUACCAAUCGGAAAAACACGUUAGUGCUGACGAAGCUGGCGGUGGUCAUUAUACUAAUAUUCCAACUAAGAACAGAUAUUCUGCACUUAGUGUGGAUGAAGCAAAUGCAGAAAUUGUUCCAAAGAAACCUGAUGUCUCAACGAAUUUAUCAAGCCCUGAACAACGUAGCAGGGAGCGGAAGAAUGCGAAACAAAGUGAUGCACGACACAAUGAAAAUCCUAAGAAUAAUAUGUCUGAACGUGCAACUCGCAAAAUAGCUAUUGUUGGGGACUCAAUGCUAAAACAUUUGAAAGGCUAUAAGGUGUCCAAAGAAAACAAAGUUAAAAUAUUCACAUUUCCUGGUAGUACCACUAGAGACAUGUUCGACCCUAUCAAGCCUGUGAUUAGAAAGAAAUUUGACCAAGUGAUUAUUCAUGUGGGUACAAAUAACCUACGAGAAUACGAAAGUUCCGCAGCCUGUGCAGAA
This is a messenger RNA of Paramuricea clavata, 522 nucleotides long. Lineage: Eukaryota; Metazoa; Cnidaria; Anthozoa; Malacalcyonacea; Plexauridae. The record is from the annotation of a GenBank genome assembly.